This is a messenger RNA of Theileria parva strain Muguga, 1116 nucleotides long. Its product is annotated as ATP11 family protein. NCBI's taxonomy places the organism in Eukaryota, Apicomplexa, Aconoidasida, Piroplasmida, Theileriidae. Gene Ontology annotation, biological process: mitochondrial proton-transporting ATP synthase complex assembly. Bases 558 to 1109 code for a protein of 183 amino acids. Gene Ontology annotation, cellular component: mitochondrion. The record is from RefSeq and is a predicted model, not a curated record. The transcript has a single exon.
AAUUAAUUCAUUUUAAUUUAAUUUAAUUAAUUUUUUUAUUUUCCAAUUUUUCUAUUUUUUUAUAUUUAUCUCCCUCUACCCCCGUCAAUCCCCGUAAACUAAAAAAAUUUUUUUUUGUAUUUUUAUAUAAUAAAAAAGUAAUUAAAUUGGUAAAAUAAUAAUAAUUUUUACUGUAUAAAUAAUUUAAUUGUGUAAAAUAAAAUUUUUGGAUGGAUGGGAGGUUGAGACUGGGAGAGAGUGCUGUGAAUGACUUGGAGAGUUUGGCGUUGAUAUUUAACGUAGACUUGGAGUUUAUGGAAAAACUCAUCAAAUUCCUAAACCUCAGCAACACAACCACAACCGAAGAUCUCAUACACAAUCUCAUCUUCACCUGGCCUCCAACACUCGUCUUCCAAGAUUUCUAAUCUUCCACACUAUUCUCCAAUUGUUACGAGUUAACAAAUUAACCAAAUUGUUGUCACCAGUAGACAAUAAUUCUGUUGUCACGAGUAUACAACUAGUUGUCACGAGUUUACACUUUGUUAUUACGAGUAGACAAAAUAGAUAAAUUUGUAAAAAUGGGUAUAUCAUAUCCUUGUGGUAGAAGAUUGUGUGACGUGGUGAAGCUCCCGUUGUUGAGGAAACUGUCCCCGAAACGGAUUUCCCAGCUGUGGCAACAGUACUACGAGUCAACUCCUUAUAUCAAUGCUAAAAUAAUAACUUCGUCAGACUAUGUGAAAAUUCGUGCUAACAGUCGUUGUAAAGAAUUUGUGAUCCCCGUGCCCAAGGGGCCGGGGAAUUACUUUAAUCUUUUCCUCCAAUUUCACGGGAAGUCUGUGCUCUACACUUCUGUACACUCCGUUAAUACCAGGGGCAUUACUAAUAGUGUGCCCCUGAUGGUACUAACGUUUUAUGACGAGUUGGAAGAGUCGCACGGGAUAAUACUACUGCGUAGUGAUGUCCUGGGAGAAAUAACAAAAGAGGAAUCAAUGAGUGUGUUGGAGAAUACGUUGAAGUUUUAUAUCGACUUUAAUCUCUUCCAGUGGGUAAACACUUUUAACUCCAAACCCAAGGAGUUCAACUAUGAAGACUACAUUAAACAAAAUAAUCACAUCUUCAAUAUUUUUUAACACUUUA